AAAGUUUCUAUGUUAUAGGUAAAUCAGAGUACAGGACUUUCGUAGGAUACAAUCAUGAAGACUCGAUUUAAUACGUAUGAUAUUAUCUGUGGGGUUGCUGAACUUCAGAGGUUGGUGGGCUCACGCGUAAAUCAAAUCUAUGAUAUUGACAGCAAAACAUAUUUAAUACGGCUUCAUGCCAGUGGUGGCUCAGAAAAAGUUACACUGCUUAUUGAGUCCGGUACUCGGUUUCAUACAACUGCAUUCGAAUGGCCCAAAAAUCAGGCGCCCUCUGGGUUUAGCAUGAAAUUGAGAAAACAUUUGAAAAAUAAGCGACUUGAGCAUAUUCGUCAACUGGGAGCGGAUCGUAUAAUUGAUCUUCAGUUUGGCAUCGGAGAAGCAGCAUAUCACAUUAUUUUAGAACUAUAUGAUCGUGGCAAUAUUAUAUUAACUGAUUAUGAGCUAACGAUACUAUACAUCCUACGACCACACACUGAAGCCGAGACUGUACGAUUUGCCGUACGAGAAAAAUAUCCCCUUGAUCGAGCUAAAGUGGGAACUGAUGCAUUAUCAGUCGUUGAAUUGUGUGAUUUAAUAUGCAAAACCAAAGCCGGUGAGAGCUUAAAAAGAGCAUUGAUGCCAAUCUUGGAUGGUGGCCCAGCUGUGGUUGAACACAUACUGAUGGAACACGGUUUGGACGAUCGUGUAUUAAAUAGUUUGGAGAAAGCUGAUAAACCGCUGGAGGAAAAUCAAAAAAACAAAUAUCAAAACUCGAAAAAACAACGCAAGCAGCGCAACAAUCAGACCUCUAAUGUGCAGGUUAGGCCUUUUGAUAUGAUCUCCGAUUUGGCAAUAUUGGAAAAGGCUAUAAAGGACUCUUUUGAUAUUUUAUCAGCAGGACGCAGUGGAAACUCAAAGGGCUACAUAAUUCAAGCUAAGGAGGAGAAACCAAGAGAUAGUGAGGGAACUGAAUAUUUUCUUAAAAAUAUAGAGUUUCACCCUUACCUAUUUGCACAAAAUGCUGAACAACCAUUUACCAUGUUCGAAACAUUCAUGGAAGCUGUUGACGAAUUUUAUUCGACACAGGAGUCGCAGAAAAUUGAUUUGAAAACAUUGCAUCAAGAACGCGAAGCACUUAAGAAGCUGUCCAACGUGAAGCGGGAUCAUACAAAGCGAUUGGAAGAGCUCAACAAAGUGCAAGAUACCGAUAAAAAACAAGCUGAACUUAUUACAUCCAAUCAAGAAUUAGUGGACAAAGCCAUUUUGGCAGUUCAGUCGGCAAUUGCAAGUCAGUUGGCAUGGUCAGAUAUACAAGAACUUGUCAAGGAGGCUCAAACUAACGGCGACAUUGUAGCCUGUUCCAUAAAGAAAUUGAAAUUGGAAAUAAACCAUAUAACGCUAUUGCUCUCAGAUCCAUAUGCAAACUGCAAUGAGAUUGAAAACGAUAGAGAGCAACCGGCUGAUAAACAACAAGAUUCAAUGCUAAUUGAUGUUGAUCUUGCUUUAUCUGCUUGGGCCAAUGCUCGCCGUUAUUAUGAUAUGAAGCGAUCUGCGGCACAAAAGGAACAGAAAACAAUUGAUGCAUCGCAAAAAGCAUUGAAAUCAGCUGAACGUAAGACGCAUCAGACGCUAAAAGAAGUGCGUACUAUAUCAAAUAUAGCUAAAGCUCGCAAAGUGUUUUGGUUUGAGAAAUUUUACUGGUUUGUUAGCUCCGAAAAUUAUCUGGUAAUUGGCGGAAGAGACGCACAGCAGAAUGAACUUAUUGUUAAACGAUAUAUGCGUCCAAAAGAUAUUUAUGUGCAUGCAGACAUUCAAGGUGCUUCAAGUGUUAUUAUUCGUAAUGCAACGGGAGGGGAUAUUCCUCCCAAAACUUUAUUAGAAGCUGGAACUAUGGCUAUUUCAUAUAGCGUUGCGUGGGCUGCGAAAGUAGUGACAAAUGCAUAUUGGGUGACUAGUGAGCAAGUCAGUAAAACUGCUCCUACAGGCGAAUAUUUAGGUACGGGAAGUUUUAUUAUUCGUGGAAAAAAGAACUUUCUACCAUCUUGUCAUCUUAUAAUGGGCCUAAGUUUGCUGUUUAAGUUGGAAGACAGCUUUGUACAGCGGCAUGCCGGUGAACGCAAGGUUCGCAGCAACGAAGAAGAGGAAGAUAACGAGAAGGUGUACACAGCACAGUAUACAGCGAGGAUGACUCAACUAGAUGAACUUAGUGAGGUUAGCCAAGAAAAAAGUGAAAAUGAUUCAGAUAGUUUUCCUAAUACUGAGGUUAAAGUCGAGCACGAUACUGGAAGAAUCACAGUCAAAUCCGAUUUAAAGUCUGACUAUCAAAUAACUGAUGAUCUAGAGCACAAAAGACAAAUACCUAUUGAAGAUGAAGAAGAGGAGCUGGCCAUUAUAGAAGCGGGACCUACACGAAAAAAAACUCAAGUUUCUAAAAAGCGUAAGGAGGGGAAGAAAAACUCAAACCAAGCUGAAAUUCAAAAGUCGCAACUAAAUUCAAAUUUAGAAAAUGAGCCUACAAGUCCCUCCAGAGUAAAACGUGGUCAAAAGGGUAAGCUCAAGAAAAUGAAACAGAAAUAUAAAGAUCAAGAUGAGGAAGAACGCAAGAUAAGAAUGAUGAUCUUGAAUUCAUCUGGAAAAGAAAAAUGCCAUUUUACCGAUAUCAAAGAAGAAGAAAAAGCAAUCGCGACAAAACAAACCAAAAAAGUGCAAACGGAAAGUGAAUAUAAUCCAAGGUCACAAAUUGAAAUUGAUGAAAGUGAUGAUACCCCCGUUAGUGUCGACACCGAGUUGCUUGACACACUAACUGGACAACCAAUAGAUGAUGAUGAGUUACUAUUCGCUAUUCCAGUAAUUGCUCCAUACCAAGCGUUACAACACUAUAAGUUUAAAGUAAAACUAACACCGGGAACUGGAAAACGUGGAAAAGCGGCAGUGAUGGCAAUCAAUAUGUUCUCUAAGGACAAAACCUGCAACAAUCGGGAAAAGGAUUUGCUUAAAAGCAUUAAAGAGGAAGCUCUUGCUCGUAAUAUUCCAGGAAAGGUUAAAGUUUCAGCGCCUCAAUUGCAAAAAUUAAAGAAGUAAAAACUAACA
This is a messenger RNA of Drosophila busckii, 3069 nucleotides long. It is a transcript of the gene Clbn, whose product is annotated as nuclear export mediator factor NEMF homolog. The transcript has 5 exons. The record is from RefSeq and is a predicted model, not a curated record. Gene Ontology annotation, molecular function: tRNA binding; ribosomal large subunit binding. Gene Ontology annotation, cellular component: RQC complex. NCBI's taxonomy places the organism in Eukaryota, Metazoa, Arthropoda, Insecta, Diptera, Drosophilidae. Gene Ontology annotation, biological process: rescue of stalled cytosolic ribosome; ribosome-associated ubiquitin-dependent protein catabolic process. Bases 55 to 3060 code for a protein of 1001 amino acids.